AUGCAUAGACCUCGUAUUAUUAUUAUGAGACAUUCCGAACGAUUAGAUUCGGUUUUAAGAACUAAUAAUUGGCCACAAGAAGCAUUUAUCAAUGGUAUUUAUUCACCACAUCUUACACAAAUGCCAACUUUAUUACCAACACGUACAAAUCCUCAUGAAUAUGCACUUGAUACACCAUUAUCAAGACAUGGUAAAGCUCAUGCUCAUCAUACAGGUGAAUUUUUUCGUUCACUUGGUGUUAAACCUCAUCGAGUAUAUACAUCACCAGCAAUGAGAUGUGUACAAACAGCUGAUGCUGUACUUGAUGGUCUUAGUAGACGUGAACGAGUACCAUUAAGAAUUGAUCUUGCUCUUCAUGAACCAACAAGACGACUUUUACCAUUACAACCAGCAGAAUUUUUUUCAUCAGCUGGUUUUUUUGUUGAUUUAAAUUAUCGUCCAGUAUUAGCACCAUCAAAUAGUAGAAUUAUUGCAAGUGAAUCACGUUCAGCAUAUUAUAAACGAAUGUAUACUGUUUUAAAAAGAAUUACAACAAAACUUAUUAAUCAAAGUAUGAAAGUAUCAGCAUCAUCAUCAUCACCACCAACAGUUCUUAUUGUUACACAUCGACCAUGUGUAACAUUACUUGGAGCUAUGUUAAAUAUUGAUACAGUAGAUGAUAAAAUUGGUUAUCUUAGUGAAAUGGAAAGUAACAAUUAUGGUGAAGUUAAGUUUCUUUCAAUGAUUAUUGCUGAAUAUGAAGCUGAAACUGGUUUAUGGAAAUUUCUAUCGGAUUUUCCUCAACUACCUACAACUUCAUUACUAACAACAACUAGUCUAAGAGUUUAA
Molecule: messenger RNA, 828 nt
Organism: Rotaria sp. Silwood1
Lineage: Eukaryota; Metazoa; Rotifera; Eurotatoria; Philodinida; Philodinidae
Source: the annotation of a GenBank genome assembly